CUGCAGAGGAUCUUCGGAGCUUCUCGAGGCUGCGUUAUCCCCACUUGCUGUUGAGCGAUGACAAACCAGGCCUUUCGAAUCUGGACAUUCUGCUUCGCGCGGAGUUAGGAGUGUAUCGCGAGGAUGCAGACAUAGAGGACGAAAAAGAUGGAGUUGUAGUUGAAGACAACAAGUAUAACAGUGAUGCUCUUGUUGAACAGAAAGCAAAGGUUUUUGCCACCGAAGCUGACUUUCGGCAGGAGCAGCAGGCGCGAGAACUUUCUAGUUUGGAAAAUUAAGGUGAUAGGCGAUUAUUUCUUAGUUGGUAGUUCCUCUGCAGUCAUUAGAAGUGCAUCAGCUUUUUAUCAAAGAAACUCCUUUUUGGGUAUCUUCCGGGCUGAAUGAAAGAAAACUGCCAGCACUGCCGUGCCAGUUCUUCUAAGAACAGGGUUUGCAGGUGCGGCAAAAGGAAAUGCGACGGCUCCAGCGCAUGCUGAGUAAUCGGGAUACGACGACAGUAGGAAUGUGGGUGGAGCCUUGGCGACUGGCGCGCGCACUCACUGUGCCAAGCCGGGAGCUAAGCCUUAUGUGGCGUUGGGGUCUCGAUUUGGGUCGCCUGGAAGACAGUGA
Messenger RNA from Amoebophrya sp. A25, 609 nucleotides. The record is from the annotation of a GenBank genome assembly. Lineage: Eukaryota; Dinophyceae; Syndiniales; Amoebophryaceae.